AUGGUCACGUCCAUACCAGUCGUCGUCAGAGACAUUGAUAAUAUUCAUCAGUGCCAAAAAUGAUUAAAUUUGUAAUUUUCUGUUUUCUGGGGUGCGUGGUUUUAGCUUCCGCGUUGCCAUUCUUCGAAGACGAUGGACAAGAAGGAAGAUAUUAUUUCACACCGAUCACCGGAAGUCGCCAGAAGAGGGAUCUUCUCCUCGGUAGUGGCAGUGCUAGUGGUGGCAGAAACGUCCAGGCUGGUUCUGAAUCAUAUUCCAACCCUCACGGUUCGCAGGUCGGAAGGAACCAGUUGCACAGCAAUGGACACGGACAGCUCACGCACGCAAAACCCGGAGCCACCGGCCGCAACGUUGCCAGUAUUCGCAAUUUGUGAUAGUUUAUUUAUUGCAAUUUUUGGUCAGAGGUUCGAAUCUAAAAUAAACGGUUAUCGACGUU
Cylas formicarius (sweet potato weevil) is the source of this 436-nucleotide messenger RNA. RefSeq lists its product as uncharacterized. The record is from RefSeq and is a predicted model, not a curated record. The transcript has 3 exons. Bases 60 to 374 code for a protein of 104 amino acids. NCBI's taxonomy places the organism in Eukaryota, Metazoa, Arthropoda, Insecta, Coleoptera, Brentidae.